AUGGAUUUUCAGAAGAACAGGGUUCGGUUUCUUGUAAUUGUCUCUUCCAUCAUUGUUCUUAGCAUCACAGCUGAAAAAUGCAGGGAGCUUGUUGGCGAGAAAGCGUCAUCCAAAAGUGGACAGUUUACAUUCUUAAAUUGUUUUGAUUUGGGCUCUGGAACUUUAGCAUGUGGAGUCAAGGAAAGUGUGAAGCUCUAUGUCAACAAUAUUAGAUCCGCUCAUGUUGAAGGAGCAAGGCACGACGCAAUCCGAUCUGCUCUUGUUGAUGCUGCUUCGCAGAGUAUGUCACCGGCUCAUUCAGAAAAAUAUGCUCAGAAACAAGGUAAAAAAGCGGCGAAAUUGGCUGCACGUAAGGCCAACCGGAUCAUAGGUCCCAUCAUCUCCUCCGGAUGGGACUUUUUCGAAGCUGUUUACUACGGUGGUACCUUUACAGAGGGAUUCCUCAGGGGAACCGGUACUUUGUUUGGAACUUAUAGUGGAGGAUUCAUGGGUGAGCAAAGACUUGGACGAUUUGGUUAUCUUAUUGGAAGUCAAUUGGGAAGUUGGGUUGGUGGUAGAAUAGGGCUCAUGCUAUAUGAUGUGGCUAAUGGAGUGCAUUUCAUGUUUCAGUUUGUUCAAACAGAUUAG
Lathyrus sativus (Indian pea) is the source of this 627-nucleotide messenger RNA. The record is from the annotation of a GenBank genome assembly. NCBI's taxonomy places the organism in Eukaryota, Viridiplantae, Streptophyta, Magnoliopsida, Fabales, Fabaceae.